CUAGCUGUUUCAAGGGAAGAACAAGUGUUAUUUGGGAGCCACAUUGAAGAAGAAGGAACAACAAAAAGUAUACCAAAGCAGCACAAGAACAAGAGUCAACAUGGAAAGAAGGGUGAAUUACUAUGUGCUACUUCUUGUAAUUGCUCAUUUCCUUUGUUCAGGUUCAAGUAAGCCAGAAAAGGAAGCACUAAGGCAUGAUGAAGAAAAAGAAGUAGAAUUUAGAGGUUUAAAGUCAAGCACUCAAAGGGACAUCACCACACCAAUCACUACAAUUCCCAACUUAGUUCCAAUCACUUCAUCAUCUCCAAUUCUGAAUCCUAAUUCAAACCCUGAUACAGUUUCUCCAGCCUCCACACUCCCAAUCAUCACACCAAAUAAUUCUCCAAUUUAUUCCUCAGGUGCAAGCUGGUGCACUGCAAGUCCUACUGCCUCACAGAGAGCCUUGCAAGUUGCAUUGGACUAUGCUUGUGGCUAUGGUGCCACUGAUUGCUCUGCAAUUCAACCUGGUGGAACCUGUUACUUCCCAAAUUCUGUUAGAGACCAUGCUUCUUAUGCCUUCAAUAAGUAUUAUCAGAAGAACCCUGUUCCUAAUAGCUGCAAUUUUGGUGGAGUUGCUGUCAUCACUAGCACUAAUCCAAGUAGUGAAACAUGUCAGUAUGCAUCCACCAGUAUAAGUUCGUCAGUGUUAAACACAACAAACACAAGUGGUGCAAAUGUUUUUGGUUCAGUACCUGUGCCCAAGGACCCUUCUGCCUCUGCUGCUGCAGCUGCAACAUCACCUACAUUUCUACACUUUUGCUUCAUUCUGUGGCCAUUAUUAGCAAUUUUUUAGAAGAAUUAUUUUUAAGAAGAAUGAAGUUUAGAUUUUGCAUGGAUUUGGUCUUUAUUUUAUUUAAGGGUGGGGAAGGGGUUGUGUACUAGAAAAGGAGAUAGGUACAAAACCAUUAAUAUGACAUACAUCAUAUCAUAGAAAACACUUUGUAGAAAAAGUAGCAAUUAUAUGAAGGCUUUCAGUAGAUAUUUAUA
Vigna angularis (adzuki bean) is the source of this 1026-nucleotide messenger RNA. RefSeq names its product major pollen allergen Ole e 10. The transcript is spliced from 4 exons. Lineage: Eukaryota; Viridiplantae; Streptophyta; Magnoliopsida; Fabales; Fabaceae. The record is from RefSeq and is a predicted model, not a curated record. Bases 101 to 832 code for a protein of 243 amino acids.